AGGGCAGUGGAAGCUAUUGCGUGUUUUUUUUUUCGCUGCCUUACUAGCCCUCAGGUUUCACAGUGUCUUUGUCAUCGUAUUACACUUCGUGGAGCUCAACUUCAAGCACGAGAAUCUUUAAGCAAGAAAUGCCUACGGGUACCUGUCAUCUUUAAAUGUCGCAGCAAUCGGUUCCAGCUCUGGCAUGCGCACCAGCAUGAAAGCUUGCGUGGGCGAGGUUUGCGCGAAUGUUCCGCGCCCAAAGGCCGCGCAGGACGGGUGCUGGCACGUGGCAGCGGUGGCCUGCCUUCUGACCUGCCUCGCCUCAGCCCUGACUCGGUCCUCGGGUUUCCUGUACGUCGGCAUCAUGGAGCAAUAUGGCGCUGACCACGCAGAGGCAUCAUGGCCUAUCGCUCUGGCCUCCGUGCUAAACAACAUGGCCGGGCUCGUGGCGGGACCAAUAUGCCAGAAGAUUGGCGCAGUUCCAGUCCUGCACGCAGGCUGCGUCAUCAUGUGGGUGUCUCUUAUCGCGAGCAGCUUUUCCCCCAACAUUAUGUCGCUGUCGUUUACCAUGGGCGCCUUGUUUGGAAUAGGUUCUGGUACCACGUUCAUUACACUGCACGUCUUAGUGAAUCAGCAUUUCAAGAAGUACAAAGGUCUUGCUCUCGGCAUCAUGUACACCGGCUGCACGGCAUCUGCCUUCAUUUUUCCCAGGCUCCUGCUCUUCCUUGCCAAUACCUACGGCUUUCGAGGAAGCAUGCUGAUAUUCGGCGGCAUCACGAUGCACGCAACCGCACUGGCCUUGCUGCUAAAAAAUCCAGACUGGACUCGGCAUAACAGCGAGCACGAGCAACCGACGGAUGCAGAAAAGAAAGCAGGCGUCUUUACUCUUGGAAGCAAAGACAGUAACCAUUCACAAACUCCUAGCGAAGAAGCAACCACCGACAAGACAGGACCGAACCCUGCUAGUUUGAUAUACGGCAUAACGGUGUUGAGGAGUCCCAUGCUCUACGUCAUUUUGUUCACGUACAUAGUUUUAUACUUCAACUUUGGCGUGUUUAUGACAACCGUUGUGGACUUUGCUGUCGACCGGGGUUCUUCAGUUGCCAGCGCAGUGAACCUCGUGCCGCUCUUUUCUAUCACGGACACUGUGGGGCGUCUGGGCUUGCCCGUGCUGGCCGACCGUGGAUACAUACGCCGCAGUACCCUGACAAUGCUCAACUAUUCGCUCAUGGCGGUUUGCAUGUUCGCGCUGCCUUUCUCUUCGUCGUACGCCGCCUUGCUGGCCGUGUGCAUGUUCGUGGCACUGUUCCAAGGCUGCGGUAUUCCCCUCUACCCCGCUCUCAUGGCCGAGUACAUCGGGCUUGAGAGGCUGCCGAUCGGCUACGGCAUCGUGGGAACAGUGGCGGGUCCAUUGUUCUUAUUGAACCCGCUAUUCAUUGGAUACUUCAGGGACAAGGCAGGUUGCUACGACAACAUGUAUAAGGUUCAAGCAUUAACCCUGAUUCUGCUUGGAGUCACCUGGAUGAUCGUCGUCUGUGCCGAAAGGAAAAGAAAAAGAACUUGGAGCCGAAGCUGCAACGAGGGAGAGAACGCGCACAUCAUUACCGGUCCUUCCUCUUGUCACUGGUCAGGAAAAUAUCACUCAUUUUCGUGCUCAAAAACAUGAAUUUUCAAAACAAGCGCUCUGCUUAGAACUGGUAA
This is a messenger RNA of Dermacentor silvarum, 1683 nucleotides long. Its product is annotated as monocarboxylate transporter 9-like. Gene Ontology annotation, molecular function: monocarboxylic acid transmembrane transporter activity. NCBI's taxonomy places the organism in Eukaryota, Metazoa, Arthropoda, Arachnida, Ixodida, Ixodidae. The record is from RefSeq and is a predicted model, not a curated record. Bases 185 to 1648 code for a protein of 487 amino acids. Gene Ontology annotation, biological process: transmembrane transport. The transcript is spliced from 5 exons.